AUUUGUGCUUAGUUUCUCAUGUAAUUGUUUUGUGUUUUUGUGUGAAUACAAUUAAUUCUGGCCUUGGUAGUGCUGUGUCGAAAUUAAGAUCUGUUGGAAUUUAAUAAUGAUGUGAAGUGAUUAGAGGCCUUACGAAAAAGUUAUUAAAGUUUGUGAAGAAAGUCACAAAAUUAUUGUUCAAAAUGCCAUUUGUGCAACGGCAAAUAGAACCUAAGUACAUUGCACGUCGAUCAUCUGCCAGUAAAAAGUCAACGUCAGGCUCGUCACCUUUAAGGGACAAUGAGUUGGAAACAAUUACAAACUUAACCCUCAGCAAUGCUAUGCGACAGUUAGCAUCGUUAUUGGCACUGUCGAAGGAAAUUUUUACGGAAUUGAAUAAAGAAUUGGAAGGUAUAAGCGAAAGAUCAACGAGAUUAAAAACGAAAAUCAAUACUCUUCAAAAUAAAGUCGACGAUCCAUCUUAUGAUGCAAAACUUGUUGUUGUUCCUGAAAGCGACCUAGUGACAUUUGUUCAGAUUAAGAAUCAUUUCAAGACUGACUAUGUUAUCACUACGAAUCUUUUCACCGUUGAAUCACGCACAGAUACAUUACAGAAAAUGUAUGAGAAUGCUGCAAAAACGCCUGUUCCAGCGAUUGAAGAGAUGGAUAAGAUUCUAGGUCAUCGUGAUCGACGAAGCUCUGAUGCUUUCAUCUGCACACCUAUUUUGGGACAAGUGCGACGUCGAAUGAAGAACAGCAUUGACAUUGAAAUCGAGACAAACAUGCCUGCUGCUGUAAAAGAGUUGAGAAAAUGGACAUCAAACGAAGCUAUUGGAGAUAUAACAGUUGCCCCAGAUUGCGUUGCAAGGGUUGGACACAAUACAUCAAUGGCGGAACAAAGUUUAGUUUCUAAUCGCGCGGGAACGUCUUUCGACUGUACUGAUGAUGUUACAGUGAUAAGCGUUAAUAACAAUAACAGCAGGAGAUCAGAAGAUGAUAAAGAUGAGCCACUUGACCAUAGAUUACCAUCGCCUGAGGAACAAUGCUUGAUAUUAGCAUUAAAAUAUCCCGCACAAAUCGUUAGAGUUGAUACAAGUGGUAAACGAUUCGAUCGUCAAUCAGCUGCAAGAAAGUCUCUGUUGCAUGUACAAACAGGAUUGCAUGCAACAGAAGACGCAAAUGACAGCAGCAACACGGAUUCCGUUAAACGACGUUCGCGUUCUAGAAAACCGCGAGGCAAUCGCCGUAACACAAUCGCUGGAACCGAUCAAAAGGAAAUCGAAGGAAUAUCUGAUAAUGGCCAUGCGGAUGAAGGCGAAAUGUUAGCUUGUCAUGAAAGUGAAGUCACAAUCGUUCCCCGUAGCAAGUCUAGCGACGUUUUGAAGAAAGAUUCAUUGGCAAUUGAGGUGAAACGCUCUUCAUCACAUUUCAACUCAUUGAAACAAUGGGGAAAGAGUCGGUUGCGAAUGAUUAAUCGAUUAAGUGGUACAAGCGACGAUACGACUCGAAGUAGCUUCAGACACAAACCGAAUUCCGAUGAUAUCGAUGACUUUAAUGUCUUGGAAGCGAUUAACAAAAGACAAAAGAAGAUAAACGAUAAAGAUCGACGACUUUCACAUGAACGAAAGCCAUCUUACUCUUCAUCCGAACGAAGUUUGACAGUCAGUUCGGGAUUACCAACAACCACAAAGAUGCAAACGGAAAUAAAUGGAUCGACAUUGUUGCCUGUGAAAAUGCGUGAACCGACAGUGCUUCGAAGACAUCGUCGUGGUGGAUUUGGGAAUAAAGACGAACCUCAUUCAUCAAGUGGAAAUUGGAGUGCAAGUUCAGAAUCUGGUCGAACGUCGAUUGGAAGUGAAAUUACAACAACAACGACACAUCCCAAGUCGAGUGCUUCAAGUUCAUCACUUAAUCAUAAUAAUCACACAACAUCUUCCGGUCCCCCAAGUUCUAUCAUCAGUCGAAGAAGAUUCUUAAAUACUUCAGCUUCAAGCAGCAUCACAAGUGAAGGAACGGCAACUCCAGAGUUGCAAAUGUUUGAUGGAUUGCAUGACGAAGGUGAAACAAGUUCAGUUUAUUCCUGUGACACUGAAGGCUAUUACACGAGCUUCCAUGUUGACUCGGGAUUAAAAACAUUAAAAGAAGAAGAGCCGAUCACACCAAUGCAUUCUUCAAUGGCUUUGUCAAGUACAAACUCAUUUGAAAGUUCUGGCAAUCAAACGGUGAUCUCUCCUGAAAACGAAUAUGAACUUUUUGGAAAAGGAUCGACAACGACGAGUAGUUCAGCGGGAACGGUUUGCACAGCUGUGCUUUCUCAUUAUGAGAAUGAUCGAAUGGGACCUUCAGUGCCCGAACGUAAGAGUUCAUUAGGGAAGUUAAAUCGUAGUGGAAGUUCAACAAGUUCGAGUACAUUGGUUCGAAGUUGUUCAACAAGCACUGUUGGAAGCACACUCGAGAAAGGUGCAACAAUUAAGCGAAACGGCGUUUUGUUACAAAAAGAAGUGUCGGCUUUGGUUCAUCAACAUAAACAAGAAAAUAUUAUAAGUCGAGGUGAGUCACCAGACAGCGGCAACAACACAAGCUCGUCACCAAUUGAUUCAAAUUCGUCUCCAACUAAUCAGAAUACUCACACUUAUUCCGAAUUUGAAUGUUCUGAAUCAUCUGACUUAGAAUGUGUUGAAAGGACAGAAAGAAUAAGAAUUAAAACAAACAUCAAUACAAGUAGAAUUCCAUCAAUGUGCGUCAUUACUCCAUCUCCUAGUGAUGAUGAAAGUAAACCGACGAUGAAAGACGAGAAAAUAAAAAUAAAAGAAAAUUUCCUGAACUUGGACAAAGACACUGGUUAUGCAACUGUUAUGCAAUCUGAAACUAAGAUUUCUAGGAAAACGUCGCCAUUGUUACCACUGAACAGCAUGCUAGGGAAACUAAAAGGCGUUCUACAUCCACUGAAAAAAUCACCGAAUAAAGAAAUUGCUUCGCUUAAAAAUGAUCUACAAGAUGAUUAUGUGACAAUUGCUGACAUACACACACCUAAAAAGACGUCAUCAACAUCAAACGGUGUUUACUAUUCAAGUGAUAUUCUAAAGCGUAAUCUUGCAACGGUUUUGUCUGGAAAUCUUAAUGAAGAGACCGAAUAUGUUUCACUAAAUGAGUUGCCAUGCAAUGUACGAACGGACGGCCAUCUAUUGGCGAUUAGUGCAAACGAGAAAGAUGAAAAAAUCGAUAAAGAUAAAAAGAAUGGUGGGAGUGAAAACAGGGGUGCUGUUGUGAAACUUGAUGCGCAUGGCAAACCGAUAUUUGACAGCAAUAGCUUGAAAAGGAAAAAAGGCGCAAUCACAACAUUUUCCCCUGGCCCAUGUGUUAAAGAUACAACAGAAUCCAUUACAACAACAACGACCGUAGUGAGUGGUUCACAAUCAUCAACGAAAAAUAUUUCAGAGAAUCAUAACAUAAAAGACAAUUCAUCACUGAAAUCUGAAGCGCAAGAAGGAAAGUCAAGUGCAGGUAUUUAUCGAAGGCCAGUGAAUAAUAUUCGACCAGUUGUAUCACAACGAAAUCUCAAAUCCAGUGAAGUUGCGAACGAAAACAAGAAACAAUUAGAAUUGAAAACAAACGCAGUUGAAAAUUCAAAGACUGAUACGAACUCAAUGUCGACGACAAACAACAUUAGUCAGAUUUCUCGACCCAAUGGUUCGGUUGCAUUAAAUCUUAAUUCGAUUUCAUCAAAAACUUCUGCCAACGGUGCAGUUCGAGGCGCAUAUGUGAACAUUCAAGAUUCAGCACCAUUGAGAAAUGGUCCACCAAUUUACUCUCCUCCAUCUCCCUCAAGCGCUGUUAAUGUAUUCGCUCAACAACAGCAACUUGAAGACUAUCAACGUUUUUACCGUGACAAUGAAAUGAUGUCGUCUUCGUUUAAUUCCGCUUAUCAAUGGUCACCGGAAGAAAAUGAUUUUGAUGGUUCUGCUUUAAAACGGGGCAAUAAUAACAUUUAUUGGACCCUUCAAACACGAUCGAAGACAGGCCAUCAUCAAUAUUCGAAUGACAAUGCUUAUCAGAUUCGCGAUGAUGUGAGUCAGGAAACACGAUCAAAGGAUAUUGAAAGUUUAUAUUCAACGCCUAAUAAAAAUCGUAAGAAUCAAUUGCGGACAACACCGUUAGGCUUUGAAUUCUUUUCACCUGUUGCUCCUUCGAAACUAAAUGAAAGGAUUAUUGAAGAAGAGAAGGAAAUUGACUCCAAAGACAUCAUGUCACCCAUUGAUCCACGUAACAACGGCGUCUUUUCUACGUCAACACCUCAACGAAAUCCUAAUUUUAGCACAAUGUCUCCGUCAAAAACGUCACUGACAGAAGAUUUAAGAUCGAGAUUGAGAUUGCAAAAUCCCGGCAUUCGUUCUCAUGGCAAUUCACCAAUCAGUUCUGGCCGAUCGACACCAAAAUGUGUUUUCGAACCACAACAACAGUCGCGUUCUCGUCAUAGUUGGUCGACAAAUAAUGUCGAAAUUCCAUCAACAUCAACAUGCUCUGAUAGACUUGGAACGCCAAAGACAAGUCUCAUGGAUUUCAAGAAACUUUUGCUCAAUAAAAACACUUCAACACGUUCUGGUAAAAUAUCUGCAGUAGAACUUUUGAAACAAUCGAAAACUAAUGCUCAAAAAUCACCAUCGCCAACGCCGGGAAGUCUUAAUAACAGUAUGAACAUUUUAGAUUUGAGUAGCUCGCCAAAAACAUUCGCAACAAGACGAAUGAUUCGACAAGGUCAGUUUGGAUCGAAUUUAUUAACCAAUUCGCCUUCAAAGACAAAUAAUAAGCAGAAGCAUACUUGGCGAAUGCAAAAUAUACGAACGGAUGUUAUCUCAACAUCUAUUCCCGAGGCAGCUAACGACGAGGAGCAAGAAAGCGCAACUAGUAAUAAUAAUCAACAACGAAACUUAAUCGAAAUGAAGAAAUCACCUGAAAUUGUAAUUAAAGACGUGACUGAAGUUGAAGCAGAGGUCGAACAAGAGAAAGCAUUAGAAGCUAGCAAAGUUACAAGUUUUAAAGAAAACUUGUUCAUUAAGCAACAAGAAAACAAUUUUACAGAGAAUGAGAUUCGUGAACAUAUGAAGGCAGCAACUAUGAACAUGCAACAACAACGUGCUCAAUUUUUAUUUGGUGUAAAUUCACCAACAACAUUAAAUGCUUCCAACAUUGCGACGCUUAACAAUAAUAAUAACAACAAAACAGUGAAUUUGAAAAGUGGAAUCAUUCCACCGCCUAAAGAAACAUCGCCUAAGCCAAGCAACAGCAAUGCGACUGCUUCACUUGAAACAGCGCUUUGAUACGAAUACAACAACUUGAAUUUGAAUUAUUUACAAGCUCAUUCUCAAGCUAAUACAAAUGAAAGUGAAUGGUCGAAAUGAGGUUUUGCUUUUCCUUUUUAUGUUAUCACAAACGGUAAUCUGUAAAUAUGAACUCACUCCACGCAUUUAUGAAAAAAAAAUUUCCCCUCGUUUCCUCAACGGACCAAAAUAAUGUUUUUAAAUGUAAACAGACACAAGAUACAUGUAAAAAUGUUUGUUCUGCAGGUACGAUCGUCUAUACAAUUUCAUCGAUAUUUAAACAUUUUUCCAUUUGUUUGAAUAACAUUUUCAUCAAAAAUGUGUUUACAAGUUUACAUUUAUACAAUUAUACAAUUAUAAAGAGUCGUAAAAACGCUGGUCAAUUAAAGAGAGUCUACUAAAUGAAGGAAUUGCUUUGUUAUAUAAAAAUUUUUAAAUUAUCAAACCUUAUUUAUUUAAUUUACUCCCUAGUUGUUUGUUUUGAUUUUUUUUUAGAAAUAUUCAUUCUAUUUAUUUCACCUUUAUUUUUAUUUAUGUAAAUUAUCGAACCAAUUAUCGUUGGCCCUUCAAAUUUGCUACCCCAAUUUUUACUUUCUUUUGCUUUAUCACGAUUAUUUCUUUUCCGUUUUGUUUUCAAAGCUUUUGACAUUAGAAUACCCCCCUAAAUAUUCAAAAAAAAUAUUAAUAAUAAUCAUCCACGUCGUCGAGGUAAUCGAUUUUUUUACUACAUACAUUUAUGAAGGAAAUAUGCUUUAGAAUAAUUAAUCAACGAUAAAACGAAAGGAUAUGUUAUACAAUUUGAAAGCUAAUAAAGAAAAGGAGUCUUUUUGAUAGGCUCAAAUAUCGAAAG
Messenger RNA from Clunio marinus, 6147 nucleotides. The record is from the annotation of a GenBank genome assembly. Lineage: Eukaryota; Metazoa; Arthropoda; Insecta; Diptera; Chironomidae.